CAAAGGCUCCUGGAAUGACGGGCGGCUGCGCUUCAGUAAGCAGAAUGUGGUGUAUAAGAGCAGCAAGACGGGGAAGGUGGACAGCAUCCCGGCUAGUGAGCUCAACGCAGCCCAGUGGAGACGAGUGUGUUUAGGUCACGGCAUCAAGCUGAGCACCAGCACAGGACACGUCUACAAAUACGACGGCUUCAGGGACACGGACUUUGAGAAGAUCUCUGACUUUUUCAAGUCUAAUUACAAGCUGGAGCUGACAGAAAAGGACAUGUGUGUGAAAGGAUGGAACUGGGGAACAGCAAAGUUCUCAGGGCCGCUGUUAUCGUUUGACGUAAAUGACAAUUCGGCAUUCGAGAUCCCGCUGUCCAAUGUGUCCCAGUGCGCCACGGGGAAGAACGAAGUCACUCUGGAGUUUCACCAGAAUGACGACACAGAGGUCUCCCUCAUGGAGGUCCGAUUCUACGUCCCGCCCAGCCAGUCUGAUGAACGACAAGACCCGGUCGAGGCGUUUGCCCAGAGUGUGCUGUCUAAGGCUGAUGUGAUCCAGGCCACAGGAGACGCCGUCUGUAUAUUCAAAGAGCUGCAGUGUCUUACACCCAGAGGAAGAUAUGACAUCCGCAUCUACCCGACUUUCCUUCACCUCCAUGGUAAGACCUUUGACUACAAGAUUCCUUACACCACCGUCCUCCGUCUAUUCCUGCUGCCACACAAGGACCAGAGGCAGAUGUUCUUUGUUAUCAGCCUGGAUCCUCCCAUCAAGCAGGGUCAGACGCGUUAUCACUUCCUCAUCCUGCUCUUCUCCAAGGAAGAGGACAUUAACCUCACCCUCAACAUGAGCGAGGAAGACGUGGAGCGCCGCUUUGAGGGUAAACUCAGUAAAAACAUGUCAGGGUCUCUGUAUGAGAUGGUCAGUAGGGUGAUGAAGGCCCUGGUCAACCGCAAGAUCACUGUGCCUGGAAACUUCCAGGGUCACUCUGGGGCUCAGUGCAUCACCUGCUCCUACAAGGCGUCGUCAGGCCUCCUCUACCCUCUGGAGAGGGGAUUCAUCUAUGUCCACAAGCCCCCCGUACACCUGCGCUUCGAGGAGAUCUCCUGCGUCAACUUCGCCCGAGGCACCACCACAACCAGAUCCUUUGACUUUGAGAUCGAGACCAAGCAGGGAAAUCAGUACACCUUCAGCAGCAUUGAGAGAGAAGAGUACGGCAAACUGUUUGACUUCGUUAACGCCAAGAAGCUCAACAUCAAGAACAGAGGAUUCAAAGAGAAGAAGGGCAUGAAGGGUAAAAUUGACGAGUACAGUGACUCAGACGAUGACCAGCACGAUGCCUACCUGGAGAGGAUGAAGGCUGAGGGCAAGAUCAGAGAGGAGGGCAACGACACGGACGAAUCAGAUGGCGAAAGUGAUGAGUCGUUCAACCCCGGAGAAGAAGAUGAUGACAUUGCAGAAGAAUACGACAGCAAUGCCUCGGCGAGCGACAGCAGCGAAGAUGGGGAUGAUAGCGAAGAUGACAGUGCAAAGAAGAAGAAGGCCAAAAAAGCCAAAGUGGUGAAGGAGAAAAAAGAACGGAAACCACGCAAAGAGAAGAAGCAGAAAGAUACUGGCGGUCCCAAGAGGCCGAUGAGUGCCUACAUGCUGUGGCUCAACUCAAGCCGUGAGCGAAUCAAGUCGGAGAACCCAGGUAUCUCCAUCACAGAGAUAUCCAAGAAGGCUGGAGAGAUGUGGAGACAACUGGGCAAAGACGAGAAGGAGGAGUGGGAAAUAAAGGCAGGAGAGGCGAAGAGACAAUAUGACAAAGCAAAGAAAGAGUACGCAGAGAGCGGCGGCGGCGGAGGAGGAUCAGCCUCCAGUUCCAAGAAAGAGAGUAAAAAAUCUGCAGGUAAGAAGGAGGAGAAGAAGAGGAAGUCUGCAGGUGCAGAUAAGGAAAAGGAGCGGGGAGGAGGCAACGACAGCUUCAAGAGUCGAGAGUUCAUCGAGACAAGCGAGAGUUCAUCAGACUCUGACCACAAGAGCUCCAAGUCCAAGAGGAAGAAGCCGGAAUCCGACGAGGAAGAGGCCGUGUCCACACCUGCCAGUUCAGAGGAAGAGUCUGACUAAACACACACACACACCCACACCGUACACACAAACCAAGGACCAAGCAUUUAUACUCUCUAUGUUGAGAUCACACAGAUGGACUGACCGACAAAUCAACGGACUUGAGUUGUAUUUUUCUUCUUCUACAUGUUUGUUUCAGGAGUACAAACACAUCUUGUGACUGAUUCUAAAAGCUCAAGUAAUAUUUGAUAUUCGAGCGGCUUUUCCUACUUGAUGGCUCAGUGAAAUGGCGGUGUGCCUCAUUUCCCAGAAUUCUUGAAGGGGUUUUUUGUUUUUUUUCCCAUUUUUACCCAUGGGGAUGGUUGUUGUAGUUUUAUAGCAAUGAGGAGGUAUUAGUUGAUUAAUGUGGAAGAGGCAGAGAGGAGAUGCAAAGCCAUUUUGUUCCUCCUGUGUGAAGCAUUUAAAAACUGCAUAUAAGUGUUUGUUUUUUUGUGUUUUGCAAUGUCAUGUUUGUUUUGAGGCUUAAUUAAAUAAAUGACUCAUUUUUAAUAA
Morone saxatilis (striped sea-bass) is the source of this 2581-nucleotide messenger RNA. RefSeq names its product structure specific recognition protein 1a (gene ssrp1a). Gene Ontology annotation, cellular component: nucleus; FACT complex. NCBI's taxonomy places the organism in Eukaryota, Metazoa, Chordata, Actinopteri, Moronidae. Gene Ontology annotation, molecular function: nucleosome binding; DNA binding; histone binding. The record is from RefSeq and is a predicted model, not a curated record.